GAGCAAGUGUGAGUGGUGCCAGUGUCAGAAAUGCAGGCGUGCAAUUUUUUUAGCCGAGUUGUUAACUCUACGAAGACUAACGCGCGAUCUUUUUCCAGAACACUUGGAGCCAUGGUUAAGGUUGGAGACAAACUGCCAUCUGUGGACCUCUUCGAGGACUCGCCAGCCAAUAAGAUAAACACCGGCGAGCUAACAAAUGGCAAGAAAGUGAUAUUCUUUGGUGUGCCCGGUGCAUUUACUCCCGGCUGCUCAAAGACCCAUUUGCCGGGCUACGUAACUUCAGCAGACUCGCUUAAAGCGGAGCAGGGCGUAGACGAAAUCGUCUGCGUUUCUGUAAACGAUCCGUUUGUGAUGUCUGCAUGGGGCAAGGAGCAUGGAGCAGCUGGCAAGGUUCGCAUGCUAGCCGAUCCCGCUGGCAUUUUUGCAUCCGCUUUGGAUGUGAACAUUGACCUGCCACCGCUAGGCGGUGUGCGCUCCAAGCGUUACUCCAUGGUCGUACAAAACGGCGAGGUUAAGGAAUUAAACAUUGAGCCCGAUGGCACUGGCUUGAGCUGCUCGCUGGCCAACAAAAUUGGCAAGAAGUAAACGCGCAAUGUCUAUUUCCCAAUAUUUACUUGUAGUAAACGAAUCAUGUAAUAAUUAGUGCCGUGGCCUAGCGCCAAAAUAUCAUGUUUUCAAUUAUAUAUUGAAGCGAAACUAUGUAGUGAAUAAAAGAACUGCAAUUAUAAGAA
This is a messenger RNA of Drosophila novamexicana, 731 nucleotides long. RefSeq names its product peroxiredoxin-5, mitochondrial (gene Prx5). The record is from RefSeq and is a predicted model, not a curated record. Gene Ontology annotation, cellular component: peroxisome; mitochondrion; cytoplasm. The coding region runs from base 31 to 585 and encodes 184 amino acids. Gene Ontology annotation, biological process: cellular response to oxidative stress; cell redox homeostasis; hydrogen peroxide catabolic process. Gene Ontology annotation, molecular function: thioredoxin peroxidase activity. NCBI's taxonomy places the organism in Eukaryota, Metazoa, Arthropoda, Insecta, Diptera, Drosophilidae. The transcript has 3 exons.